Phoenix dactylifera (date palm) is the source of this 1767-nucleotide messenger RNA. RefSeq lists its product as uncharacterized. NCBI's taxonomy places the organism in Eukaryota, Viridiplantae, Streptophyta, Magnoliopsida, Arecales, Arecaceae. The record is from RefSeq and is a predicted model, not a curated record.
UUUUUGUUCCCAUUUAUAACCCCCUCAUGAGCUCCCCUCGGCACCCAACCGAACGUUAGACGCCUCUCCCCCCAAAGGUACUUCUCCUCGCCAGCGGUUUUCUCACCCCCGAGCCCUUCAAAGUUUUAUGCUUCUCUCUUUUCCUGGAGGAAAAACCAGCGGCAGUCGGAUCGACUCGCCGCCGACACGGUGGAAUCGAUGGUGAUCUCGGCAGAGACGGGUUCGAGGCCGCCGGAUCCCCCGUCGGCGGCCGCUACGGGGCCCUCGAGAGGGGGGGAGGCGCAGGGUAAUCUGCUCCACAACUUCUCCUUUCCGGUUCUGAAGACGUGGGGAAACCAGCGGCUCCUCCGCUGCAUGAACUUGAAUCGUGAAGGGGAUAUCAUCGGCGGAGGCCGGGGAACGGCGGCCGAGAGCGGGGGACCGCGGAUCCGAGCUCUGCCGGCGGGCGCCGAGGGCGACGCGGGGCUGGAGGAGGUCAGGGAGAAGCUCCUCGCUCACCUCCACGAGGCGGAGGACCGGAUGAAGCUCGUGGUCCCUCCUCCUUCCAGGGUCGGGUCGCCGGAGAAGCCGGAGCCGGAUCCGGAGCCCAAGCAGGAGCCUUCUUCGUCGGCGGCGGUGGUGAGGCCGUGGAAUCUGAGGACUAGGAGGCCGGGGUCCAGGUCUCGGAUUGGGAUGGAGCGACACCUGAGCGUCUCUCCUCACCGGCCCCCGGCGGCGGCGGAGAGGAGGACGGUCCGGCUUAGGUCGGAGGACACAGACCGGAGGGACCGGCCCAAGUUCUCGAUCACGCUCACGGUGGAGGAGAUCGAGGAGGACAUCUACGCGGUGACGGGAUCCCGCCCUCGCCGCCGGCCCAAAAGGCGCCCUCGCGUCGUCCAGAAACAGCUCGACGCGUUGUUCCCCGGUUCGUGGUUGUCGGAGAUAACGGCGGACACGUACCGGGUUCCGGAAUAGAACCCCCCAGGCCGACCGACGGACCGACCGUCAAGCAGGUAAGCUUACCCUCGGUUAUCUGAACUCUUUCUCCGCUGAAGCUACGCUUGUCAGUAUGGGGUCAACUGACACCAUGAAAAUUCGUUCCCAAAACCUUUCAGAAGAACCGUGACAAACUAAAUCCCGUUCUAUCUUCUAUUUGUAGCCAUGGCUAUUCUCUUCUAUAGAAGCUUAUUUAGCCCCUAUAGAAAUAUUUAUUCUCUCCGUCUCCUCUAUCGGUCUUUAAUUAUGUGAAACAGUGUUAAUGUUAUUGUAGUCUUUCAAACCCCUCACCUCUUCGUUUCCUUUUAUGUAGUCAACAUCAUUUUGUGAUACUUCUCCGCCCCUUCUUCUUCUUCUUCUAACAUGGUAUAUAUAAUGGACUUGAAGAACGUGGAAAAUUGGGUCGAGGUCAAGGGGAUCAAGUAGGGGGUGGAGAAUCGUAUUUUAUUUUAUUAUGGUGUUUUUCUUCUUCUUUUGUUGUUGUUGUUGUUGUUGUGGGGGGGUGACGGCUGUGGGGCGAAUAGUAGUAGAUGGGGGAGGGCUGGGGCGGUCAACGCGGCUGUGGCUUGCCCCCUGGUCUCCCGCUGUGCGGAAUUGGGAUUUGGAAUGCGUCCUGCCAUGACCUCAGCCGGCGUCUGUGUUGCUGCGCGGUGGCUGAGACCCGGGAGGUAUCAAGGAAGGAGGGGAGGGGAUGGGUCUGGUUCUUUGAGACUUCUGCUAUUUUAUGAUUUUAUCAUGACUCUAUUGAGCCCCCCAAAAAACUAAAUGAUUUAUUUUGUUUCAGUAUAUCAA